This is a messenger RNA of Cladocopium goreaui, 561 nucleotides long. The record is from the annotation of a GenBank genome assembly. NCBI's taxonomy places the organism in Eukaryota, Dinophyceae, Suessiales, Symbiodiniaceae.
AUGUGGGCGUGCGCCUUUGACUUGCGCGAGGAUUCGGAACACAAAGGUCUACGUGAUGGUGACAAAGUUCUCUAUCACUACACAGAUGAGGCAUCCUUUUUCCCAAUCACAAGCCUCAAAGGUGCCAGGAUCUGGGCGAACCCGGAUGUAAACAACAAGGAUAGUUUCUUCGGUUUGGGUGUCUAUGCUACUGAGAAAGCGCCUCACCAAUGGAGAUCAAAAGAUGAAGUCCGUCUCAACAAUUUCUACCCAACUCGCGAGAACUUUCUGACGUUCAGCGGCCAAGAGCUGCCGGAGGCUGAGGAUGCCGAUUUUGAAGCCCUCCUUAAAGGCACUGUUGGAAACUAUGUCAAGCAGCAUUACCCAGGCAAGACGGACUACUGCAUUCCCUUGAUCGUGGAUCAGCAGGUGUCCAAAAAUGCAAUGAAAGAAGUUACCGAUGGCCCCUUGAUGAGAAACCGUAAAAAAAGGCUCGCUGGAUACAACUCCAAAGGUGAGAAACAGCCAACUUGGCGGGAUGUUUGGGUCGUCUCAAUCUACAACCAGACUCGAGAAACUUGA